CGGCUCCGCUCCUCAGCCCUGCACCCGGAUCCUGCACCAUGUCCCAGCCCAGGGCGGCCAAAAAGGCUGCCCCUUCUCCCAGCACCCCCACAGAGCAAGUUGGCACCAAACCAGGUGGGACACCUUCCAAACCAGGGGAGAAGAGAGGAUCCGAAGCAAUCGAGAUGUCGAGUGGUUGGCAGACGUGGGGGCGGGGCUCUGUCACUGGGUCUGUCCUGUGGCCCCUGUCACCGCUGCCGCUGCUGCUGCUGCUGCUGCUGUUGUUGUCGUGGCCCUCCGGGACAGCUGCGUCCACCUGGAAAAAAGCUGGAAGCCUCAAUGCCAGCCAAGCGUCCCAGGCCCUGUCGAGUGGAGCAGCCAGAGCUGCCGGUCAGGCACAUUCAUCCUCUGCUGCUCCAACCAGAAACCCUACCAUGAAUCCCACAGAAGCCAAGGCUUCUCCAAGCCGUAAAAAAUCCGGCGGAUCACAGGCCCAUGGCAAGAAGAGAAACAAAACUCAGGGUACAAAAACUGAACCAGAGAAAACACCCCAGUCAUCCAAAGCUGUAAAAACAGAACCAGAGAAAACACCACAGUCAUCCAAAGCUGCAAAAACAGAACCCGAAGAAAAAUCACCACCAGCAUCCAAGGAUCUGCAGCUCCCUGAUUCUCAUGCAAAACAGACAUCCAAAGAAAAACCAAAGGAGCACACAGAGCAAAAAAGCCCCCACAAACAACCAUCAGGAAGUGGGAGUAAGACCACUGUCACUGGAAAAGAGGUCAUCAAAGCAACUGAACAAUUGACUCCAGAGAAACUGACCGAAGAACCAAAGUCCAAACCUGGAAGCAAACCAGCCACCGCUGCUGCCACCGCUGCUGCCACCGCUGCCGCCACCGCUGCCACUGGUGAGGUGGUGGCCGCCCCAGACAGACCGAGUGAGGAGAAGAAAGCAAAGAAAGCGGUGACCCCAUCAGCCCCAGUCGAAGCCGGAUCAGCUAAACCAGCUGGAAAGUCCGAAGUGGAUUCUGCCUUAGAUGAUCUAAUCGCCACCUUGGGAGAACCUGAAGAAAAUGUUCCAGAGAGUCCGGAGUACACCGGCCCUGAAGUGACAGAUAUAUUCACUUCCGAAUACAUAGAAGAACUCGGAAAGAGGGAGGGCAGUAUUCCACCAAAAUAUAAGAAGCUGUUGGAAAGUUCGGAGGGUUCUCCGGCGCCACCUCCCCAAGAAGAACCUAUGAAACCCAUUGGAGAGGAUGAGCUCAUUGAUAGCCUGUCCUCAGAUUUCACCUGCCACUCAUCUGCCGCUGCCGGGAAGAAGACAGAGGAAGAGAAACCAGAGGGAGGAGAGGUGUUGAAAGCCCAGUCAGUUGGUGCUGUCAGAAGCUCUGCCCCUCCUGAUGAGAAGAAACGGAAGGUGGAAGUGGGUGAAAUGAGUGAUGAUUUAAUAAGUGCUCUUUCUGAUACACUCGGAGGUCCAGAACCGGAGCCAGAGACAGACCCAAGUUCCUUCAAAGAAAUCGAUGAGGCAAAAGCCAAAGAAGAGAAACUAAAGAAGUGUGGAGAAAGGGAUGAUACGAUCCCCCCUGAGCACAAACUGCAACCAGCAACGGAUAAAGAUGGAAAACCGCUGUUGCCAAAGCCUGAAGAAAAACCCCAGCUCGUGAGUGAAUUCGAACUUGUGGAUGAGUUUCCCAAAGAUUUCCAAAGCCCUGACCCGAAAAAAACACAAUCAAAACCAACUGACAAAACCCAGAAAUCUAAGGGCCCAGCACCUGUUCCCAAGGCACCUGCUGCUGUGGGAGAAACCGUCUCACGCACGUCCAUGUGUUCCGUGCAAGCUUCUGCUCCCCGAUCCACUGCUCCCGCUGGGGCAUUGCCAGAUGAUGCUGUGGAAGCCUUGGCUGGCAGUUUAGGAAAGAAGGAAGUGGACCCAGAAGAUAAGAAGCCCGUGGUGGACAAAAUCAAGGAGAAGAACAAAAAAGAAGGUCGGGAAAAACUUGGUGAAAAAGAAGAAACAAUCCCGCCCGAAUACCGACUUGAAGAAGUUAAGGAUAAAGACGGAAAACCGCUCCUGCCCAAGCCCUCAGACAAACUUCCGGCUAUGAGCGAUGACGACCUGCUGGAGGCCCUGUCCGAAGGCUUUUCUUCGGCCCCGGUCACGCAAGCGGCCCCUCUCCCCAUGGCCAAGAAACCCGCAGCCAAGAAGGCCUCCCCUGCCACCUCAGAAGUGGUCUCCUCCUCUUCAGCUCCUCAGUCCCAUGCGGCCGCUCUGCCCCCACCCACCUCACAGGAAGACAAAGGGCUGGAUGAUGCCCUGGACCAACUUUCUGACAGUCUAGGGCAAAGGCAACCUGACCCAGAUGAGGACAAGCCAAUGGAGGACAAAGUCAAGGAAAAAGCUAAAGCAGAACACAGAGACAAGCUAGGUGAGAGAGAUGACACUAUCCCCCCCGAAUACAGGCAUCUCCUGGAUAACAAUGACCAGGGGAGCCCGGCGAAGCCACCACCCCCUGAAGAGCCCAAGAAUCCCUCAGACGCCCAAGAUCCUAUCGACACUCUGUCCGGGGACUUCAACAGCCGCGCCGAACCUCCAGAGGCUCCCAAGAAGUCGGCCAAGGACCGAAGUGGAAAGGCUGCAAAACCCAAGAGCCAGGAGAGCCCCCAGGCUGCUGCUGACCAGGCAAAGGAGCCAUCUUCCCAGAAAAAGUCUGAUGGAAAAAAGAAAAGUUAAAGUUCAAGCUGUUUGGACGUCUACAUCUUGUACAAAUCUCAGCAGGUGGACAGCAACUUUCGAAGAAAAGGCUAUUGCGGCUAGCGAUUAUUCAGGGUGGC
Molecule: messenger RNA, 2812 nt
Organism: Tachyglossus aculeatus (Australian echidna)
Lineage: Eukaryota; Metazoa; Chordata; Mammalia; Monotremata; Tachyglossidae
Gene: CAST
Product: calpastatin
Exons: 35
Coding region: 39-2711 (890 amino acids)
Cellular component (GO): cytoplasm
Molecular function (GO): calcium-dependent cysteine-type endopeptidase inhibitor activity
Source: RefSeq, a predicted model, not a curated record